Molecule: messenger RNA, 1716 nt
Organism: Penicillium angulare
Lineage: Eukaryota; Fungi; Ascomycota; Eurotiomycetes; Eurotiales; Aspergillaceae
Product: ATP-dependent bile acid permease
Exons: 2
Coding region: 1-1716 (571 amino acids)
Biological process (GO): transmembrane transport
Cellular component (GO): fungal-type vacuole; fungal-type vacuole membrane
Molecular function (GO): ABC-type peptide transporter activity; ATP binding; ATP hydrolysis activity
Source: RefSeq, a predicted model, not a curated record
AUGGGGGCAUUAUUGUUUUGGUUCGUUGUUCUCUUGGCCUUUGGCUUUCAACAGAUUACCUCCCUCGCAACAAAUCUAUGGAUCAAGAAGUGGGCGCUCGAGUUUGACAAGUUAAACCAAUUACCACCAUCUGAACAAGUCCCAGGGGCAGUAAACUCUAAACACUACCUUGCUGUUUAUGCUCUUAUCUGUCUUUCCUUUCUUCUCGUUUCCUUUCUCCGUGACAUGACAACUUUCGCCGGCGCACUAAAGGCUUCCACCGAGAUCUUUGAUGAUCUACUUAAUUCCAUUCUCCAUGCCAGUCUUAUUUUCUUCGACAAGGUUCCGUUUGGACAGAUAACAAAUCGCUUUUUCAGAGACAUGAGUACAAUUGAUCAGGAGGUUACGGUUCAUUCAAUGAGCACACUCUAUACUUUUUGCUCUCUUGCCACGGUUCUCAUUCUGAUAUCUGCUAUGUUGCCUGUGUUUCUCCCAGUCGCCGCAGUUAUCUACUGUGCUUAUUACGUUAUUACAAACGUGUAUAUAAACAGUGCUCGGGACCUCAAAAGAAUGGAAUCCGUUCAACAGUCUCCUCUUUAUCAACAUUUUGGAGAGGCUCUUAGUGGAUCCAUCAGCGUUCGUGCUUACGGACAAGUGAAGAAAUUUACCGAGGAAAACCAUGGUCUGAUUGAUGGUUUCAAUCGACCAUAUGUUGUACUAUGGGCUGUCAAAGAAUGGUUAACUGUUCGUGUGGCAUGCCUUAGUGCAUUCAUCUCGUGGCUCACGGGUAUCUUUUUGCUCUGGCGUGUGGAUACAGGAGAUAUCGAUCUAGUAACGGCCGGUCUGGUGCUAACCUACGCAGCAACUUUCACAGAAAAUGUGCUUUGUCUAGUUCAGCUUUAUGCUAUCGUUCAGCAAAGCUUCAAUUCAGUGGAUAGAGUUCUUGAAUACACUGAAUUACCAUCGGAGCCCAGCGAGCCAAUCGAGCAAACACCAUACGACCUUUCACCCCAGUGGCCCGUGCGCGGCUCAGUGCGGUUUGAAAAGUAUACAACUCGCUAUUCACCGGAGCUUGAUCCUGUUUUGUCGGAAAUCACCUUUGACGUUCCGGCUAAAAGUCGGGUAGCGGUGGUUGGGCGGACAGGUGCUGGCAAGAGCACAUUAGCUUUGGCACUUAUUCGAGCUCUUGAGGCAGAUUCUGGGCAGAUCAUAAUUGAUGUGGUACCGCAAGACCCAACCCUCUUCAAUGGAACUGUGGGAGACAACCUCGACCCGUUACAUCAACGCUCGGACAACGAUAUCAGGGAUCUACUGGAGGAGCUUGACUUUUUCAGAUCUUUACCUGCCGAAAUUCUCGACAAUGGGGCAGUCGCCUUAUCUUUAGGACAACGUCAACUCGUUUGUCUAGCUAGGGCACUUCUACGCCGGCCGCGAGUGCUGAUCUUGGACGAGGCUACAGCAUCGAUAGAUCAUGCCACAGAUGCAUUGAUUCAGAAGGCACUAAUGUGCUCCGUUUCCAAUGGGACCACUAUUCUGACUAUAGCGCAUUGGCUCCUAUCAAUUGCAGACUACGAUUGGCUGGUUGUGAUGGAUGCAGGUAAGGUCGUGGAGCAAGGACCGGCGGCGGGCCUUCUUCGCCGCCGAGGUGAAAAUGCAUUUUUCCGCCAACUGUGCGAACAGUCUGGUGAGCUGGCCCAAAUUGAACAGGCAGCUGGUGUUGAAAGUUUUCCUAGAUAG